Molecule: messenger RNA, 2182 nt
Organism: Aspergillus melleus
Lineage: Eukaryota; Fungi; Ascomycota; Eurotiomycetes; Eurotiales; Aspergillaceae
Exons: 1
Coding region: 871-2040 (389 amino acids)
Source: RefSeq, a predicted model, not a curated record
ACAAAAAAAAAAAAAAAAGAAAAGAAAAGAAAACGAAAAGAGAAAAGACCAGCCAAGUGGAGCCCAGAAAGGCAUCGUGUGGCAUGGGCGCAUCUGAAUCAUUUUCCAUCCUUCCUUCCUGCCUUCCUGUGCCUUCCUGCCCUUUCCUUAACCGUCCGUCGCCUGGGCCCCAUUCUCCACCACCGCUAGGCCCCUUUCGUUAGUGUCAACGUCGUCGGGUGUCAUCCCAACGUGUGUACAGUAAAAUGGGAUCGUGGAGCUGGGGCGGAUGGUAGAUCAAGCAAUGCGUUCCACUUUCGUGUAUCACUCCCCCUAGUUCUUGGGUCUGGGUUGGCGUAAAUUCUAAAUAAUAAAAAUUAGAAAAAAAAAAAUGAAAAUCGAAAAAGAAAAUCAUAAAUCAUAAAUAAAAUCAAAAUCAUAUGGAACAUGCCUGAUUUAGGUAAAUGUCCUCUCCACUUUGCUGCCGGUCCGUCAGGGUAUGUUACUCAACUAGGCACUGGGGAACUCUGCUACCUACUUAGGAGGAGGCACUUGCUUCCUGUACCUUGCCUCAAUGCCUUGUGACCCUCUCACCCCUGUGUCAUCUUGGAAUAGAUAAGUCUCGAAUCCCGAUCUUAUUAUUGCAUCUUGCAUGCCUGCAGUUAUCCAUGGAUCCUAUCUGCAUUUAAUCUUCCUUAUAACCUCUGCCUUCACUUGCCCACACCUCUUCCCUCUUCUUUACUCUUCUGCCUACUACUUUCUUCUGGGUGCAACUAUGUUCAUUCGCAACGACCAUUGUAACCCCAUCUCUUCUUAAAUACGUGACUCCUCCUUCAAUCAACCUUUCCUUCCAUCAACCAUCCGACAGCCUUCUCAUCUAUCACCGUCUCAAUGGCCGACUGCUGGCAACCUCAGCCCUCGUGGGCUGGCUCUCACUGGUAUCAAGGCCAGCCAAGCCUACGCUCAUCGACCUUCCGUAACCUGGUCUCUGCCUUUCCACGACCUAGACAGACAGGUCGAGUGACGAAACCCCGCAGCGCCGGCAACAGUCCGACCUAUACUGGUAGAAGGAGGACAACGGUGUCCAACAGCUCACCAAUGUACCGUCACCUACCGACUCAGGACUACCAAGCGCCGUAUGAUCCAGCUCUGCUGGCUGCCGCCUUUCACCGAAGCACGGCUACUCGACCAACUAGCUGGCACCCAGCGUCGCUAGGAACCGUCACCUACCCGGAGAACUUCCCGACCACUGCUCAGAAUAACAUGGGAGUCAUGGAGAUGGCGUCGCAACCACUGGAUAUUUCACCUCCCGUUAUGACGAACGGGAACAUGUUGCAACCAUAUCCGCUAUCCAAUAUCCCGAUGUCGAAUGAUCCCUGCUUCCCUGACAUGCAAUACACGACGCCGAUUCAACAACCAUCGUUCAUGGAAAUGAGUGCCUCGCAGGUGGAUCCGAUCGCAUGGGAUACCAACGAAGCUCACACGUCAAGCAUCAACCAGCCCAUGUCCGAUAACUGGGCCUUCGACAUGAUGUCAAUGAACAACAGCAUGCCCUCGGCCGAUGUGGGAGGAUCCGGUUACGCGAGCGCACCGUCAUCCGGUUGCUUAUCUGGCCCUUCCACCCCCGACUUCCUCCCCAUCCAGCAGCCCGACGAUAACUCGCUGCCAUUGUCCGCCGCUCCCAAGCCGAAAGUCGAGGAAGAACUGGUCGGAAUGGGUCUUUACAACCACCCUGAAUCUCUUUUUGAAACAUCGUUCGAAGGUCUGCCGGGCAAGGGUCUCAAGUUGGAGGAGACUUUUACGCCGUCUGCGGAGAAUGAGGCGGAUGACACCAAGGAUGCCGAAAACGAGGACGAUGACGAACAAGAAACCGGCACGGAACAGAACCCUGCUCACAUUCAGCCGUCGCUUUACCAGCCCGUCAAGUCGACGGGAAACAUGAUGCACAAGUCAUUCUUUUUCGACGAUGACGACCUCGAUCAGCAUGCUGUUCCUGCAUCCCAGCAGAUCUUCAACCUGGGCAGUCAGCCUUGCAUGAAUUACGGAUAUGGAUGGAUUUAAUCUGUCCGCGCGCAAUCUUUUGCUUGCUUCUCUUUGUAUUUUGAUAGCUUUCAGCGAUGCAUAGCGUGGUGUUUUUGAGUUUUAUGGCGUUACUUUGUAUGAAUGGGAUACCCAAGGAUGGCUGUCUGAACACUUUUUUAGC